Molecule: messenger RNA, 1136 nt
Organism: Durio zibethinus
Lineage: Eukaryota; Viridiplantae; Streptophyta; Magnoliopsida; Malvales; Malvaceae
Product: auxin-responsive protein IAA20-like
Biological process (GO): regulation of DNA-templated transcription
Cellular component (GO): nucleus
Source: RefSeq, a predicted model, not a curated record
AAAAUUUAGUAUCAGUAUUAAAUUUUCCAUUAAACAAAUACUUCCUACUCUUCUGGUUAUUUAAACCCAAGGUGGCGGCUCAUUUGUCUUCACUCAAUUCAGUCAUCACAUCUUAGAAAAUGGGCAGGGCAACCAGUUCUUCUUCAUCUUCUAUCGAGAGCAGCAACCACUUUGCUUUCUCAACCACCGGUGCUUCUUCUUCCUCGCAGAGGGACCUUAGCACUGAUCUUCGGCUUGGUCUUAGCAUUUCAACCUUUCCAUAUGCAAGGGAGCAACCAUCGGAUUGGCCACCAAUCAAGCCGCAGCUAAGCCAGGCGCUUGCUGCAGAAGAAGAAAAUGAGUGCAAUAGUGCAACUUUCUUCGUUAAGGUGUACAUGGAUGGGAUUCCUAUUGGCAGAAAACUAGACCUGUUGGCUCAUGAGAGUUACUAUGAGCUGAUAAGGACUCUUGAAUACAUGUUCAACACAAACAUUAUCUGGGCUGAGGCUGAGGUGGAUGGAGAUCAUUAUGAGAAAUACCAUGUGCUAACAUAUGAAGACAAGGAAGGGGAUUGGAUGAUGGUUGGUGAUGUUCCUUGGGAGAUGUUCUUGUCAGCUGUGAGGAGAUUGAAGAUCACCAAGUGCUGAAUUUUCAUACAAAACCUUUCUGUUUUUUUCUUUUCUCUUGCUGUUUCUUGUGGUGUGAAAAUCGAUAGCUAGGCAGAAAAUAUAGGAUCGGAUAUGUUUAGGAUUUCGAAUGUACAUUAGCAUACUAAACUGAUAAAAGUAACAAGCAUCAGUUUUGUCUUUGGGCUGUAAAUGUUUUUUGGAUGGUUGUGAUGCUUUUUUGCUUAAGCGCUGCUAUCAUAAAUUCUAUUUAUGGUGAAAAGGACGCCCGUUGAAGAGUUUCAAUCUGUGUACUCUUAAUAGGGGGGAUUUAAUGCACUGUCCCUCUGAAUGAAUCGGGUUCAUCCAUUUGAACCAAAUUAAGAUGCAGUAGUAUUUAUAAAAUGAAACGUCUGAGGAAAUUGUAAUUCAGAUUUAGGAGUUAGCAGUUCAAGGCGAUGGUUUUGGAUUUAAUGUAAGAUAGGUAAAAUUAUACUGAUUUUUCCCUUUAGUUUCGUAGAAACACAAGAAGAAGAAAAAACAAAAAAAUGA